Messenger RNA from Dendrobium catenatum, 678 nucleotides. RefSeq lists its product as uncharacterized. NCBI's taxonomy places the organism in Eukaryota, Viridiplantae, Streptophyta, Magnoliopsida, Asparagales, Orchidaceae. Bases 1 to 678 code for a protein of 225 amino acids. Gene Ontology annotation, molecular function: catalytic activity. The record is from RefSeq and is a predicted model, not a curated record. The transcript has a single exon.
AUGUCAUCGCUUGAUGGUAAUGACAUUAAUCAGAUUAUGGGUAAUGAUUGGGAUUAUUUUCAUCAUCCAGCUAUUGGAAUCUCGGGUGGAAUUAUAGUGAUGUGGAAGAAGGAUACGACUUCCUUUGAAGUCUUGAAUCACUCCUCACAACUGGUUAUGGGAAUUCUUAGUGUCAACAAUAUGGGUAAAUGGAACAUUGCUACGGUCUAUGGAAGUAAUGAUGCUUAUACUCGUAAGUCCCUUUGCAAACAGCUUGAAGAUUGUAUGAUUGGGGAUGAUCCAGGGAUCAUUGGAGGUGAUUUCAAUUGCAUCCUCUCUAAGGAGGAUAAGAGAGGGGGAAAGAGAUUCCAUCUUUCUAAUGGUACUAAAGAUAUGAAGAUGUUCUUAAUGAACAAUGAUUUUCAUGAUAUUGGAUUUGUGGGUCCAAGUUAUACAUGGUGCAAUAAUAAAGAGGGAACUUCCAGAAUUUGGGAGAGACUUGAUAGGUGUUUGUUAAAUUCUACAGCUCUUCAAAGCAUCCCAAUGGCUAAGGUACGUCACUUGCCUAGUGUUGCUUCGGAUCAUGCACCUAUUGCCAUCAGUUUGGUAGAACCGCAAAAGCAGAAUUUUGUUGUUUUAAGGUUUGAAUAUACUUGGAAAUCCUAUCCGGGCACUUGGAACAUCAUUUCAAAAGCUUGA